AUGUUCCUGCUAGUUCUCCUUCACAUCAUGCAAACAGCUGUGUUGAUCCGUUCCUGCCCAGUUCUCUGUGUCUGCAGCAGUGGAAUGACAGAGCCCAGGUUGGUUCAGUGCAGUGAUGCUGGGAUGUCCACACUUCCUGUGAACGUUCCAGCCGACACAGUCAAACUUCGCCUGGAGAAGACCCUGAUCUCCAGGGUGCCUCGAGCAGCUUUCUAUAACCUAUCUGAGCUACGCUUCUUGUGGCUGACCUACAACACCAUAACAUCUGUCCAUCCCAGCAGCUUUGUCAACCUGAAGGCUCUAAGGGAGCUGCGCCUGGAUGGAAACCGGCUGACAGCCUUCCCCUGGGAGGGGCUGAGAGACAUGCCCCGCCUCCAGACUCUUGGACUCAACAACAACCGCCUAACCAGCCUUCCAGCUCAUGCUGCGCUCUUCCUCCCUAACAUCACCUACCUGGAUUUAUCCAGCAACAGGCUUACCAUGUUACCAGCUGAGCUUUUAGACCUUUGGUUUCCUCUUCCAGAGCUACAGGGAGGACCAGUUCAAAGAAAGAUCCUAGGUCUUCAUGACAACCCCUGGCUGUGUGAUUGCCAGAUAUCCAUGCUGACAUCAUUGUCCAUGUCUGUGGGGAGUCCAGUGGUUUUGAUUGAUCAGCUGCUAAUGUGCAGCAGGUCUGUUGGCCAGUCCGGGUUGCUUCUAACACAGGAUGAUCUCUCUCGCUGUAUGAGGCCCUCUGUCCAGCCAGCAGCAACCAGGGUUAUCUCUCCACUAGGCAGCAAUGUUAUCCUCCGAUGUGAUGCAAGCGGGUACCCAACCCCAACGCUAACCUGGAUCAAGACCUCUCCUUCCACUGUCAUACAGGAAUCUCCCAGGGUCGGCGUUCGUUGGUCAAUAAUCAGUCUGAAUGGCUUAUCUUACAAGGAUGCUGGGGAAUAUCGCUGUCAGGCACGAAACAUGGCUGGAAUAUCUGAAGCUCCAAUCAAACUCAGGGUUAUGGGAAUCACAAGACUGUCUCGUUUCCCAAAAAGGAAAUCUCAAAAGACCUUGUCCAAACCAUCACCAAAAUACAGAAAGCGCCCCCGAACUCCUGACGUCUACAACCUCAAAGAAAAGGAGAGUCCGAACAUUACAAAUGCCCCAACGAUUUUACCGAACAACACCCCGGACAUUUAA
Cyprinodon variegatus (sheepshead minnow) is the source of this 1173-nucleotide messenger RNA. RefSeq names its product leucine-rich repeat, immunoglobulin-like and transmembrane domains 3 (gene lrit3b). The record is from RefSeq and is a predicted model, not a curated record. NCBI's taxonomy places the organism in Eukaryota, Metazoa, Chordata, Actinopteri, Cyprinodontiformes, Cyprinodontidae. Bases 1 to 1173 code for a protein of 390 amino acids. The transcript has 5 exons. Gene Ontology annotation, molecular function: protein binding.